CACCGCUGCUCAUACUGUUACUCACGACAUUGCUUAGAUGGCUCCCUUUAAGAAAAUCAAGAGGUCCUCCUUCAGAAAGGCUCUCAGGGCCAGGGCUGCUUUUAUUUCUGAAGCCCAUGACGACAAAAUCAGAUUCAAAAAUGACUCUGCAGACUUGGUUAUCUACUUGAACUACGUCUUGUUUAUCAACUCCAUAGUCAACGAAAUCAAACUUCUCAAGGAGAAGGACAACUCCAACGAUUUGAAUUUGGUUCAUUUGAACAACAUCAAGGAGAAAAUGCUAAAGAAAUUCAAAGGCUGAUCUGGCUACUUUUAUUCCUAUUCUCAUUACCACUGCUGCUAGAGUAAAUUGUCAGAAUCAACAUCGCAUCAACAUCAAUUGCCUUGGGGUAACCACUACUAUUAGCACCACAUUUUUUUUCUUCACUUUUGUCUUGAUAUCAAUUAUCUCUUGGUAUUUUUGCUUCUAAUCAUAUAUACCCUCUAUCUCAUAAAAUUGCUUUCUAACUUUACUCUCCCCUAAAAUCACUAAACCAACAUUCUCUCAAACUUCCUUUCAAAGCUUGUGUAAUUUUUUUUGUAUAUUUAUAAGCCCAAUUCCUUUCUGAUUCGUCAUCACUACUAGAAUUUCAUUUUCAUUUUCAUUUUCAUUUCUAUUUCCAUUUCCAUCUUUGCUUCAAUUAUCUUGAUUAUCUUUAUAAUCACUUGUUUCCAUAUCCAAUAAUCACAUUUUCUAUUUUCA
Messenger RNA from Ascoidea rubescens DSM 1968, 742 nucleotides. RefSeq lists its product as uncharacterized. Gene Ontology annotation, molecular function: protein heterodimerization activity. Lineage: Eukaryota; Fungi; Ascomycota; Saccharomycetes; Ascoideales; Ascoideaceae. Bases 38 to 301 code for a protein of 87 amino acids. The transcript has a single exon. The record is from RefSeq and is a predicted model, not a curated record.